This is a messenger RNA of Sclerotinia sclerotiorum 1980 UF-70, 177 nucleotides long. RefSeq lists its product with no specific name. Lineage: Eukaryota; Fungi; Ascomycota; Leotiomycetes; Helotiales; Sclerotiniaceae. The transcript has a single exon. Bases 1 to 177 code for a protein of 58 amino acids. The record is from RefSeq and is a predicted model, not a curated record.
AUGCCAACGAGGACAGACAAACCAGGCGAUGUAGUUAUUUUUCUCUCUUGUGGAACUACCCAAGAGCGAUACGUCUAUAUGAAAGCAGGGAAUAUCUUGUUGAAGAAGCUAUUCACAUCAAACUGCCAAGAUCUUGAAUUCCUCUUCGUCGUCGAAAAAUACUUGGAUAGAAAAUAA